CAGACUUUUAUGUUUGGCUGUUUUCGUGGCAUUCAGCCACGCUAACCAGAAAUGUCAACUGCAUAAUGGGGUAAGAAUGUUUAAUGGGAAAUUUUGUGCUUCUACCACUAACUACAUCGACCAUCAUAAGGGUGCAUGCGGCUGUGGUCAUGGCGAUACGCAGUUUUCAUGGAAUCACGAUCAUUUAGUCGUAGCAGCAAGUCAGAACUUAUUUGAUACAACUCAAGGCAAGAAAACAUGGUGUGGUCAAUCUUGUGGAAAAUGUGUAAAGCUUACCCCUACAGGUGGUUUCGUUCAAAAUAGAGGAACUGCUCCAAAAAGUUUAGCUUCACACACUUUUAUGAUUACCAACUUAUGUCCACCUUGGGCACCAAACCAAGACUGGUGUGCACAGACAGGUGGUCCUGGACAUGUUAGCCAUCCUAAUAAAUAUGGUUAUGAGGUUCAUUUUGAUGUUGAAAAUGGGGCUAAACAAGUAUCACAUUUAGGAUGGGACAAUCCUGAAGUCACGUGGGAAUUUGUACCUUGCAAGGGUUCCAAUACACCAUCUUAUGGAUUAUGGCACCAAUGUGAAUGUUCACAUUAAAUUUAUAUUAUAACCAUUA
Molecule: messenger RNA, 605 nt
Organism: Lottia gigantea (owl limpet)
Lineage: Eukaryota; Metazoa; Mollusca; Gastropoda; Lottiidae
Exons: 3
Coding region: 77-586 (169 amino acids)
Source: RefSeq, a predicted model, not a curated record